AUAACAGUCGAGGACUAUGAGCAAGCAGCAAAAACCCUGCUGACAGCACUCUUCAUCAGAGAAAAAUAUUCUCGGCUGGCAUAUCACUGCUUUCCCAGGACAACAGCCAAGUUUCUAAGGAGUGCCAAUAAUGAGAAAUGGAGUGAGGAGGAAGAAGUGCUGCCAGAAAUCUGCCCUGUUCCAAGUGAGGGUCCCUACAGUAUGGAAGACCUUCCACAGAAUCUGAACUACUCCCUGAGGAUGAAAGACGGAAUCAUAUACGUCUAUGAUAAUGAAGAUGCCUUAAAACAGGAUCAGCCACGGAGCUUGCCAUAUCCUGACUUGGAAACCUUUGCCAUUGACAUGAGCCACGUCCUUGCCAUGAUUGCAGACGGACCAACGAAGACCUAUUGUCACAGAAGGCUUAACUUCCUGAUGUCCAAGUUCCAUCUACAUGAAAUGCUGAAUGAGAUGGCCGAGUUAAAGGAACUGAAAAGCGUUCCUCACAGAGACUUCUACAAUGUCAGAAAGGUUGAUACGCACAUUCACGCAGCUGCCUGCAUGAACCAGAAGCAUCUACUGAAGUUCAUCAAGGACACAUAUAAGACCGAAGCAGACCGGGUGGUGCUGGAGAAAGGCGGAAAGAAGUUCACCCUCAAACAGGUGUUUGACAAUCUGAAAAUGGACCCAUAUGAUCUCACAGUAGACUCAUUGGAUGUACACGCGGGCAGACAAACGUUUCAUCGCUUUGAUAAAUUCAAUUCCAAAUACAACCCAGUAGGUGCUAGUGAGCUCAGAGAGAUCUACAUCAAAAGCGAUAACUACAUCAAUGGAGAAUAUUUUGCACGUCUCAUCAAGGAGGUUGCUCAUGACCUUGAAGAGAGUAAAUAUCAGCAUGCUGAACCCCGUCUCUCAAUUUACGGCCGAGCCACUGAAGAGUGGGACAACCUGUCUAAAUGGUUUAUCAAGCAAAAGUUGCACUCCCCUAACAUGAGAUGGAUCAUACAGGUGCCCAGGAUCUAUGACAUUUUCAGAUCAAAGAAGAUUGUUCCCAACUUCGCCAAGAUACUAGAGAACAUCUUCCUCCCACUGUUUCAGGCCACCAUUAAUCCUCAGAAACACAAAGAAACGCAUGUCUUCCUGAAACAUGUGACAGGGUUUGACAGUGUGGAUGAUGAGUCCAAACACAGCGAUCACAUUUUCACCUAUAAGAGUCCAAAACCUGAGGAGUGGACAAUGGAGGAAAACCCACCGUACACUUACUACCUCUUCCACAUGUAUGCCAACAUCAUGGUCCUCAACAACCUUCGAAAGGAACGUGGUCUUAAUACCUUCCAGUUCCGUCCUCACUGCGGUGAGGCAGGAUCCAUCACUCAUCUGGUGUCAGCCUUCCUCACAGCUGACAACAUCUCUCACGGACUCAACCUGAAGAAGAGUCCUGUCCUGCAGUACCUGUAUUAUUUGACCCAGGUGCCCAUUGCAAUGUCUCCACUCAGCAAUAACAGCCUGUUCCUGGAGUAUUCCAAGAAUCCCCUCAGGGAGUUCCUGCAAAAGGGCCUGUGUGUGUCUCUCUCCACAGAUGACCCGUUACAGUUCCACUACACAAAGGAGGCCUUGAUGGAGGAGUAUGCCAUUGCAGCACAGCUGUGGAAACUGAGCACGUGCGACGUGUGUGAGAUCGCCAGAAAUAGUGUGCUUCAGAGCGGUUUGUCUCAUCAGGAGAAGAAACACUUCCUGGGUGAGAAUUAUCUACAGGAUGGACCAGAGGGAAAUGACAUCCGUAGGACAAAUGUGGCGCAGAUCCGUAUGGCAUAUCGACACGAGACCUUGUGCAAUGAGCUCAGCUUCCUAGUGGAUGCGGUCAAGUCAGAAGCAGUGGCUGAAAAAGCCUCGUAGACAUGGCAGGGUGACAGAUAGGCUAGAACACGGGUCCAUAUGAGUUGACCAGACAUCGAUAUAAAACCUAAUCUUGCUACAGGUGAUGCACUAAACAGCCAUGGAAAUGCAUCAUUCUGGUAGAAAGUCAUGAAGCCAUGUGUCUUGGUGCCUUAUGAUGGACAUAACCUUUCCCAUAGUGCCUUACAGGAUGGAUAUAUCCAUUAUAUUUCUCAAAUCUGUUUCUUUAAAAAUGGGACGUUUUGAUCAAAUGUUCCUGUGUUUUGCAUGGUUUCUGAAAAUGAUGUUUUGAGGGAGCAUACAUUUGUUACCUUUUCUAAUGAGGAAGUCUUCGGGUUUGUGACUUAAUGUGUUCUUUUGUUCAGAUAAAUGUUUUACGCAAUAAAAGGUAGUGGCGCAGAGACUGGAAGAAAAAUUUGCCUUGGUAAACUAGUUUGUUUGCAACCUGAGAUUUUGGGCCUGUUAUUCUGUCGGGUAACCUAUGGGGUGGCGUUUUAUCUUUUGUCACAAAAUCUUGUGUACUUGAACUUGCACAUUUUGUACACCAACAGAGAUGGUUAAGCUGUUUGUUAAGGAAUAAUGGCUUUUGAAAACAUGCCUGAGUGCUGAAUAUGUUCAGCAAUAUUUGAAUAUGGCUUUCAAAGUAAAAUAAAUAAAGAGGUGUCAAAAAGAGCCUUUCAUGAUGUGACUGUUAAUAUUCCAGGUAAGUAGAAAAAUGAUUCUUUAUUUGCUCAACACUGAAGCCCAGUGGAAGUAGUGGGAACUGCUACAGCCUUCAAACAAGAACUAGCUAGAACAAAAUAUUCAAUUUACUUUAUUAUUCGAGAUUUACACAAGAAUAGGGAACACCGAACAUCCCAGUUCAGUCCAUAUUUAAAAGAACUCUCCUUUGAAAGAACACUCACAAAAGAAAACGGCAACUAGUGCCAUUUUCUCCAAUAAAACUACUACCAUUCAGUCCCAUCUCUAUAAAUCUGAGAAUAUUGCAAAAAAA
Messenger RNA from Sinocyclocheilus rhinocerous, 2869 nucleotides. It is a transcript of the gene ampd3b, whose product is annotated as adenosine monophosphate deaminase 3b. Gene Ontology annotation, biological process: AMP metabolic process; IMP salvage. The annotation marks the transcript as partial. Gene Ontology annotation, cellular component: cytosol. Lineage: Eukaryota; Metazoa; Chordata; Actinopteri; Cypriniformes; Cyprinidae. The record is from RefSeq and is a predicted model, not a curated record. The transcript is spliced from 12 exons. Gene Ontology annotation, molecular function: AMP deaminase activity.